UCAGAGCCUGUAAGAUCCGCGGUGUGCUUCUGUUUUUUCUACUAAUCCAUGACGAGCCUCCUCUGACCAAACCCCGUAAUCAACACAUAAACAAACAACACUGGACAAGUGACAAUGGCGAGCAGACGGGCCUCGGUGUCUUCCUCAUCGGCGGGUCUGGAGGCCUGGUUCCCCGCGCCCGGUAGCGCGGAGGACGAGCCGGAGCUGCGGCGGCUUCGGGAGCGGCUGCGCGGGUGGCUGUCGCAGUGUGAGCCCGCGGUGAUCUGCGCGCAGCGGCUGCUGGUGUGGGAGAGGCCGCUACACAGCAGCAUCGCCGCGCUCGCGCUCAACACGCUGUUCUGGCUCCUGUCGUCCACAUCUCUGAGACCCUUGUUCCUCCUGAGUGUGUGUCUCAUUGGACUGACGUUACUGGAGAGAUGGAAAAGCAAGCUGCCGCAGAUCACCGUGUGGAAUCCAGAGGCGUCUGUCGUUGAGAGAGAAACGCUAAGUGAGCAUCCACGUUUGUUAAGCAUCGAGGAGCUCAGCCGUCAUCUUGCAGAGAGUUACCUCACCUUCAGGCUUUACAUCCAAGAAAUGCUUCAGUAUAAACGACAAAACCAUGGCAAGUUCUGCAUCAUGAUGUGUUCAGGAUGUGUCCUGCUGGCUGUGGUUGGACAUUACGUUCCCGGGAUUAUGAUCUCCUACAUCAUAUUGCUGAGUGUGCUGCUGUGGCCGCUGGUAGUUUACCAUGAGCUGAUCCAGAAAAUGUACACCGGACUGGAGCCCAUACUGAUGAAACUCGACUACAGCAUGAAAGGAGACACACAGCGCCGCAAAUACGACAAGAGAAAGCUAAAGAAGGAGCAGGGAGAGGGUGAUGAACCGGGGGCAGAGACGGAGAGCGAGAGCGAGAGCGAGGAGGAGCUGUCAUGUUUCGCCCCUACUGUGGAUGUGAAGACUACGGCUCUGGCGAUGGCCAUCACAGACUCUGAGCUGUCCGAUGAGGAGGCAUCCAUACUGGAGAGUGGAGGAUUCUCUGUAUCCAGAGCCACUACACCACAGCUCACAGACGUCUCUGAAGCAGACCUGGAUCAGCAGAGCGUGCACAGUGAACCGGAGGAGGCGUUCACUAGAGAUCUAGCGGAGUUCCCGUCGGUGGAUGAACUGCCUUCUAUUGAAGCGGGGCUGUUCCAUUUCCCGUUGGGUGUCCUGGGGUCCAAGCAGACGGCAGCGUCCGGCUCCGAGCUCCAGGAGGAACCGCUGUCUCCUGCCAGCCUCCUCAUCCAGCACUUAGCAUCUCCGCUCCACUUUGUCAACACGCACUUCAAUGGACACAGACAAGCGGUGGGGGCAGACCAAAGCAUUGUGGGUACUGAUAAAGAGGGAAGGGGAUUGGCUGAGGAUGUUUCGAGACCUGCUCGGUCCCUGGAAGCCCUUAGUGAGGAGAUAGUGAGCACGGCCAUCUCUACUGUAGUACAGAACACUCUCUCAGCCCUGUUGCGAUCUACGGAGGCUAGCGAAGGCGAAGGAGAAGGAGACCUGGCUUCGUUUCUUCCCACUGAAACGCCUCCUUGUCUGAUUGAAUCGUCCCUCGAGUCACCAUCAACCCAAGAAGCCAGUGUAGAGGAAGAGGAAGAGGAUGGUGACGUCACCGAAGCAAGCACAGAAGAGCAACCAGAUCUCACGCUCGUACCCGCGGAGGAAGAGGACUUUGAGCUUCUGGACCAAAGUGAACUGGAACAAAUGGACGAGGGGUUGGGCCUUGGUGUCGAUGGACAGGAAGUGGGCGUGGCUUCCACAGAAACACCCCCAAGCAGUCAGCAGCACGCUGCCCAGCAUGAUUCUUAGCUUCCAAUCAUCUAAACUGUUUAUUUUAUUUAUAGGCUUUGUAGAUACCAUAUACUGACAAAAGAUUUGUGAAAGGGAAUGUUGCGGUCAUCUAUGCCUUUAUUUUGUCGUUAUCGGGAGCGAGAUCACUGUGAUUGUUGAUGGGAUUUUGAUUCCUCCUGCGCAGGUGAAUGUCCAAAAUGUAAAAUGUAUGACACAAAUCCUAAAAGCUAUGGUAAGAAGGUUUUUUGACAGAUCCAAAUAGCCUUCAGCCUCAACUCAGAUUUUAAAAGUGAUUUAAAAUAAAUUGUUUUAAUCAUUUACUGUAUCUUUUGUCAAAGACCACAUGUCUGCGACAGAUGACAAGAGCCCUCUGGUUCAUCAAUCCCACGCUGAGUGUUGUUAUAAGUCAUGGGAACAAGCCAUUUGGGCUGAAUUUUAGGACUGGAAGGAAUUUUAGGACUGUGGAAGGAGAGGAUGAGCAGGAUAUGACUGAAGACUGAAAACAUUGGUUAUGUCAAACAUUUAUUUUCAUCAUCAUAGCUAACCUAAUAUAUUCUAUAAUAUAUUCCUAUGAAAUGGAUGGUUUUAUUUAUUAAAAUUGGUUAAAGUGAAGAAUAGAAAAUAUGCCUCAAAUAA
Carassius carassius (crucian carp) is the source of this 2445-nucleotide messenger RNA. RefSeq names its product reticulophagy regulator 2-like. Lineage: Eukaryota; Metazoa; Chordata; Actinopteri; Cypriniformes; Cyprinidae. Bases 115 to 1827 code for a protein of 570 amino acids. The record is from RefSeq and is a predicted model, not a curated record. The transcript is spliced from 9 exons.